UUUAGAGCACAUGGUUUUAGAUAAAUCACUUAAGAACUGAAUAGAAGUUUAUUCCUUGAAGAAAUCUGAAGUUAGCUGAAGUUUGUAAUAAUGGAUUACAAAGUAUAUAGCACACUAGUUGUAAAUACAACAAUAAAUGAAUCUGACUAUUGGACGGAUUAUGACUAUGAUAUACAAAGUUUUACCAUGCCAUUAAAUGAGAUCAUACCUGUGAGUUUUAUCUAUGGGAUAACAAUGAUCCUAGGUAUUGUUGGAAACGUAUUGGUUAUAUACACAAUAGCUACCUACCAGCGGAUGAAAACUAUCACCAACACAUUUCUCGUCAGUUUGGCUUCAGCAGAUCUUCUUGUUAUACUUGUUUGUGUUCCUUCUAAGUUUGCAGCCUUCUUUUCUUUCCAAUGGAAUUUAGGAGAAUUUAUGUGCAAGGCCGUGUACUAUAUACAGAAUGUAUCAGCUAUUUGUUCCGUGUCAACACUAACAGCCAUGAGUUUAGAGAGAUAUUAUGCUAUACUUCAUCCAGUCAGAUCGAAAUAUGUGUGCACCGUUGGAAGGGCAAAGAAAGUUAUUUGUAUUUUAUGGAUAGCUUCCUUGGUUUUAGCAUGUCCUAUUCUCUAUGGAAGGGAGUACCAUAUCGUACAUGGCAUACAUCGGAAGGCAAUUUGGUGCAGAAAGAUCUGGAAUUCAUUUGCUAUAUCUGUAGCCUAUGAAAUUUACAUGAUAUAUAUUUUAUUACUAGUACCCGUUAUUAUUAUGACGUUCGCUUAUGUGAACAUAUGCCUUGAAUUGUGGCAUAUUUCAUCAUUUCAAAGUAGACAGCAACGCAGGUUAACUUCACCGAACGGUUCAAAUACAGAUACAGAUAGUUCCCCGUAUUUAGUACCUCGAAAGUCUCGUGAUGAUAAUAAAAGUAAAAAGCAGGUAAUUAAAAUGUUGGUAGCUGUGAUUGUAAUUUUCAUUAUUUGUUGGGCUCCAUUACAAAUCAACAAUGUUUUAAUCGGAUUUGAAGUUUUACCAGAUCUUCAUGAAGGCCACCAUAAACAUAUUCGGGAAGCUUUUUACAUUAUGGCAUAUGCCAACAGCAGUAUUAAUCCUAUCAUAUACACAUUUAUGUCGAAAAAGUUCAAGGAGACAUUUAAAAAGACGAUUUGUGCUUGUGUAGUAUGGAGACGCGGAACUAGCCGAUCACAAACGUAUCGGUACGCGACAGAACUUAGAGACGAAGGAAGUAAGACGUGUCAUACGUCACUUGUCAACCAUAAAAAUGUUAUUGAAAUGAACUCUUAUGGAUCGCAGAGAUCAUCAAGCCCUUCACAUGUGUAGACAGUAUCUCUUAUGGAUAGCAGAGAUCAAUGUAUUCACAUGUGUAGACGGUGAAUAGAGACGAACAUAGUUUAUCAGAAUCUUGAAAGUAAGAGAAGGCAAUUGUUUCAUUGUUGUAGGACUUGAGCUAAACCUGGUCACAAAAUAUCUAUAAAGUCAAUGCUCAACAAAUUACAGUAUAAUAAUGCUAUGCAGCAUGAACUGGCAGAUAAUUUUCAUCCAUCACCGAUAGUAAAAAUAUUCAUUUUUACUUCGUUUUUUCAAAUAAUACAACUCUUGAUGUACACAUGAGCUGUUUCAAUGUCUCUGUGACAGAGACACGUAAAAACAUUGUGUUAUUUAUGAAAGUACUGAAAACAACUAAUUAGCUUGGCAAUGUAUCAAAUAAGCAUAGUAUAACAUGAUUCUAUGUAGUUAAAUAAGUGCAUUUUAUGAAAUCAGCAGUGAUUUAUUUUGAAAGAAAUCCUUCGCCAACUGUAGCGCCAAUAAAAGGAAAGCCUCUUCAGCUUAUAACACUUAUACAGUUUGUAAUCGUGUUGUAUUUCAAAGCUUCGCAAUUAAAAUAACAUAUCUAAGGAUUCUGUAUAUGUCUAUCAGACGAAGUCUCAUAAACAACGAUUGAAUUUCUUCGAGU
This is a messenger RNA of Mytilus trossulus (common blue mussel), 1954 nucleotides long. Its product is annotated as QRFP-like peptide receptor. The record is from RefSeq and is a predicted model, not a curated record. Bases 91 to 1320 code for a protein of 409 amino acids. Gene Ontology annotation, biological process: G protein-coupled receptor signaling pathway. The transcript has 6 exons. Gene Ontology annotation, cellular component: plasma membrane. Gene Ontology annotation, molecular function: G protein-coupled receptor activity. NCBI's taxonomy places the organism in Eukaryota, Metazoa, Mollusca, Bivalvia, Mytilida, Mytilidae.